AUGAAUUAACUUCCAUUCCCAUAAGAUCCCCUCCCGAAUUGCUUGAAACGUUGCCCUUGUGCCUUAUCAAGCUGUAUUGUCCUGAACGUAUAUUGAUAGUUCUGUGUAGUUGAAUUAAUAGUCACCAUGAAAAUUACAGUUUUCCUCCUGUGUAUCUGUCUCUCGACGUGUUUAGUCUCUGUUCAUGGGGCUCCACAAAAAAGACAAAUCCAGGCAGCCCUGGCCUCGGCUUUUGGUCAAGCUAUGGGUGAGCAGGUCCAAAAGUUUGUGAGCACAGCCGGAGACUACCUCCUUAACGCUUUGUUUGGCGAGAGUCCCUAUACCACUGUCAUGGGUCGAGGAGUUAAACUUGGGGGAAGCGGAGGAAUUGUCACCAUUCAAGACAUUGCCACUGGUAUCAUUGUCUCAGGAUAUGGACAGACUCAAGAAUUGGCAAUGGGGGAAGCCACUGCUAAUUUUAUUACCACUCUGUACAAGGGAGGAUACAUAAGCAUCGACGAUCUUCACUUGGCUCCAGUUAGAACAACUACAGCAUUGCCUUGUGCAGAUGCUUUUCCACAAAAGGUGUGUGAAUCAUACAAAAAUUUGGGAUCUUGUUCACCUGCUCACGUGACUUACAGCUUUGCCCACACGCACUGCACAAAAACUUGCGGAGGGUGUUAAAUAUACAGUCAUCAACUGCAUGAAAUCUACAUCUUAAAGAGAAAUGUAUGUGAAAAAUAAACUUUUAAAAAGCUUUAA
Magallana angulata is the source of this 741-nucleotide messenger RNA. RefSeq lists its product as uncharacterized. The coding region runs from base 127 to 663 and encodes 178 amino acids. The record is from RefSeq and is a predicted model, not a curated record. The transcript has 6 exons. NCBI's taxonomy places the organism in Eukaryota, Metazoa, Mollusca, Bivalvia, Ostreida, Ostreidae.